CAGCGCGUGUCGGCGGCAGCGCGUGUCGGCGGCGCGGCCGUCACUUCGCCUCGGCUGAGGGUGCGGAGGCCCGGGUUGGCGCCAUGAUGUCGCUGCUGAACACGGAGUGGGAGAAGGAGCAUCUCUGGCUCUACCUCCUGGCCCUGGGCUUCAACCCGGAGGUCGCCUGUGGGUUGAUCGGCAGCAACUGCCAGCUGGGAGUGGACAUGUUUGAUGCUCCGAACAACAUCGCUUUUGGUAUUGUUGCACUCUUCUUGUUCAGUAAACUGAAUCCGUCACGUGUAGUAGAAAUGUUCAGAGACUGUUCCUUUCCAGCAGACAAAAAAGCAGAUCUUGAAUUUAGGAAACGAUGCUGUAUCUGGCUAAAAGAGAUUGCAGAUGAAUGUGGAAGCAGUUUUCCCCAAAUCGUGACAUCUUUAUUUCUUUUUCCUGGUGGUCCUAAAUUUAUUCAUCUAAUGUAUCAGUUUGCAAGAUAUGUAGUGAUUCAGGACAUGAAAGUGAACUCUGUAGGCACUGGUAUACCUUUUGCUGAAGCUGCAGGCUUAGGACAUGAGGAUCUGUACAAGGCAAAAGCAAGAUGCAGAGUGGCAUAUAAUAAACUUCUGCAAAUUAUUCAAAAGGAAAAUUUUAUAAUUCAAGAAUAUAAGAAAAAAGCACAGUUGCUAAUUAAAGAGAUAAUGCAGCUAAGAAUUGAAUAUGAAGACAUGCAGAUGCAGUUUUCGAAGAUGAAACAAAAUGACCAAAGCAAAAUUGACAAAAAUGAGAGAAUUCAAAAGAUCCGUGGUAUGUGGACGUUUAUAAUGGAUACCCUUGCAUCUUUGGAAAAGGAAAAGGAGUUUGUAAAUUCUGUUCUUGAAGGUUGUACUGACCAGUAUACUUUAGAUGGAACUAAUGUUAAUGUCAGUGUUCCACAGGUGUUGACUGAGAAAAUCGAGAGUGAGACAUAUAAGUUGGGCAUAGGAGACAUACAUGAAGCGGAAAAACUGAAUUUCUUAACAGUCAUUAAGUUGUUAAAUGAAGCCCUGAAGAUCUUUAGAAAUGAAGCCCAUCAACUUGAAUUAAAACCGUAUCUUCAGGAUAUUGAGAAUAAGACUGAAUUCCAAAAUAAAAUACUGCGGGAUUUGAAAACAAAGAGCCAAAAAAUAGAGCAAGAACAUUCUGUGUCAGUCAGUGAAUCUGCUGCUGAAAUACAAAAGGAAUGGCAAGUGAAGUGGAAAACCUAUGUUGGUCACUCUCCUUUUUGUUUAACUACAGAUCAGAAUCCAGAACUUGAUUUGUUACCACCCAUGGCACCCCUUUCUUUUCUUCCUGCAUCAGAAGAAGCUUAUGAGAAUAGUGUCUUCUGUCAACAUCCAGUAUCAGUUUCAGAUAUUUUUGAAUCAAUUAGUGAUACAAGUUAUGAGGAAGAUGAUGAGACACCAGAUAAUGUGAUGGUUAAGUCAGUACUAACAACAGAAAGAAGGUUCUCCUCAGCAUCUUUGGAGUUGACAAACGCAUCUGAAAACAGCAACGAGUUACUUGAAAAGGACUUGCAUACUGAAACUUGCAAUUGGAAAGAACAGCUUGUCUCUCCAAAUAUUUUAAAAUGCGGAAAGCAUGAGCCUACCAUUGUAGAAGCAUGGGAGAAUACAGAUGCUCAUGUUAUCCAGAGAGAGAGUCCUGUCAGAAAAGAAGACGCUCUGGAGAAAGCCCGAGAACAGCUGUCAGAAGAGGUUGCAAAAGCAGUGAUAUCUCACUCGCCACUGAGUUGUGGAGAAAAAGGAAUGGAACUGGAAGAUCUCAUUAGCUCACUCGCUUUUAACCCAUUUAUCACAAGAAAACAAAUUCCCAGAACUCCGGAAAAUCUACUUACUGAAAUUAGAAGCUCGUGGAGAAAAGCUAUUCAGACUGAGGACUCAUCAGAUGUAGAGAUAGCCUCAUCCGAAAUAAUGACGACAGAAGCUCCAGAGGAUGCUACUACUGUAAUACAGAGUAAGAUUGACUCUAGCUUAGCCUGUUCUACCUCUUCAUCUCCUGUGUCUGACUUGGACUUCCUUUCUGAAGGAGAGUCACAAUUAAGCCAUAUAAAAUUUACACCUCAAAAGCAGGUGAAGAUGAAUCAUAUCAACAGAUCUGCACUUAAGAAAACAACGGGAGUAUCAGAGGGUGAGAGAACUGAGAAACAGGAGUUAGAAAGUACAGUUUUGAACAAAAAUUUUGUGGAAAGUCCAGAAGCAACUCCAUAUGUAGAAAAAAGCAUGAAUACUCAAGAUAGGAAUCCUGAAGGUGGUCUGGGGAUAGAACAACUGUUCUCCCCUUGUUUGCUAAAUAAGUAUGUGGAUAGAAUUCAGCAGUGGGAUUCAGUUCCAAUGGUAAAUUCUAAAAGUCAUGAAGCUUCCGAGUUUGGGAUGUUGCAUGAGAAUCUCUCAGAACUUGGUAAUGUAAAUCGUGAUGAAUCUGUAAGCUCAGAGACUAACUUUGAUACACUGGACAGCAAGUAUUUACCAAGUAGCAAAACAAAUAAAGGAGAUGCUCAGAUAGACUUGGAGUCUGUUCUCAGCAGAUAUGAAACACUGAAAAAAACUCUAUCUGGAAAUGAAAAGGAAGUGCUUCAGACAUUUAUUGCAGAUGAAUCUCUGAGUUCUAGCUCAGAGCUAGAUCUUACACUAAAAAAUGCAGAAAGAGGUGAACUUUCUCCAGAAAAACCAUUCUGCUUGGAUGACGACUUUCUCAAAAUACUAUCACCAAUAUCACCAUCUUUUUCCGAAAGAAAACAAUCCCUGUCACCUUUGCUGAUGUUCUCUCAAGAUCUAGAGGAAAUGGCAUCAAUGAUAAACAAAAGCCCUGUGGACUUCCUUUAUAAAUUGAAGAACAAAGAGCAGUCAAAUGAGAAGCUGGACACAAAGGAACCAUCAUCGUGACAGAAUCUGUAAAGGUGGAGCAGAACCAUAGUAGAAUGGUAGUUCACUAGUAGAAUUGUGGUUCAUUUGAGCGUAUAGCAUCUUUAAAUGCUGCUCAGGCAGGCUGUGCUCUUCCCUGUUUCCCGUGGAAACUGUAUUCCAGAUUCCUCAUUCAAGAAUGUCGGUUGCCUGCUCUGGUUCCUCCAAUUUCAUUUCAUCCAUAGUGACAUUAUAUGUGUAGACUCUUACUUGUAUUCAGAAUGGUAUAUUCCUUCAUGUAGAUAGCUUUGAAAGUAUCGUGUCAAGGACUAUGGCUGAACAUGGCCUAAAUCUAAAAAAGGGAAUGCAGUAGGUCUCAAACAGGAAAGAAUGAAACUUUCAAUGUCUGUGUCUUACCCUUGAAAAUGUGUUUAGUCCACUACAUUGUGUGGAUUAUUCUCUCCCACCGAGACUUCUGGUCAAAUAUUUUCGUCAGUUUUUGCUUUGGUAAGGACCACUCUUCUCAUAACCUUCCACUUUAGUGCAUAUUUCUUUACAUUUAUUGCUACUGAAUAAAGUUGGUAGUUUUCAAUUAAAAUUCUAGAAGUGACUUGUAUUAAUGCUUUAUCAAUUUCUCAGUUUACAUUAGCUAAUAUAGAUUUGUGUAGAUGUGUGCAUUAUAUACAUUUAUACAUGUAUACAUUUAUGAUGUCUUGCUAUGAAAUGACUAACAAUACAACAAAAAAAGCAGUUGUAAAAAAUCUAAGUUCCAGUAGACAGCCUUCCUUCUGGAAGAGUUGCCUCAUCUAUUAUGAUAUCUCUGCUCAAAAGCAGAUGAUUGUGUAGUGCAUCUAGGACAGAUAUUUGUACCUUUUAUUACAUAAAUCUGUCACCUAAUAA
Messenger RNA from Rhea pennata, 3758 nucleotides. It is a transcript of the gene HAUS6, whose product is annotated as HAUS augmin like complex subunit 6. The transcript is spliced from 17 exons. Gene Ontology annotation, molecular function: microtubule binding. The coding region runs from base 84 to 2900 and encodes 938 amino acids. NCBI's taxonomy places the organism in Eukaryota, Metazoa, Chordata, Aves, Rheiformes, Rheidae. Gene Ontology annotation, biological process: spindle assembly. The record is from RefSeq and is a predicted model, not a curated record. Gene Ontology annotation, cellular component: HAUS complex; mitotic spindle microtubule.